This is a messenger RNA of Humulus lupulus (European hop), 516 nucleotides long. RefSeq names its product G-type lectin S-receptor-like serine/threonine-protein kinase At4g27290. The transcript has 3 exons. The coding region runs from base 1 to 516 and encodes 171 amino acids. Lineage: Eukaryota; Viridiplantae; Streptophyta; Magnoliopsida; Rosales; Cannabaceae. Gene Ontology annotation, molecular function: protein kinase activity. The record is from RefSeq and is a predicted model, not a curated record. Gene Ontology annotation, biological process: protein phosphorylation.
AUGACUAAAAUCUCAAUUAUGCAAUACUACGUGAAAACAGUAGAGAAGAGAGAUAAUGAAUGUGGUUAUUUGGCUCCAGAAUAUGCUUCCAAUGUAUUCUCAACAAAAUCUGACGUAUUUAGUUUUGGCACAUUGAUGCUUGAAAUCGUAAGUGGAAAGAAAAGUAGAGGCCUGUACGAUGAAGAUAGCAUUCUUAACCUCACUGGAUUGGCAUGGACUUUGAUGAAAGAAGGCAACCCAUUUAUGUUUAUUAAUAAGUGCUUGUUAAGAGAUCCAAACGACAACAUGGAAGAAGCAUUGCGUUGCAUCUACAUUGGUCUCUUGUGUGUGCAACAAAAACCUAUUGAUAGGCCUAAUAUGUCUUCUGUUAUUCUAAUGUUGAGCGGUGAGAAAGUGUUACCUCAACCCAAACCACCAGCCUAUUUCACCAACACAGAUUUCUGGGAGGGAUACCAUUCCCUCUUUUCUAAGACACCAUCAUGCAAUACAAGCAUAACAGCUGUCGAAGCGCGAUGA